Messenger RNA from Haliaeetus leucocephalus (bald eagle), 992 nucleotides. It is a transcript of the gene NDUFS7, whose product is annotated as NADH dehydrogenase (ubiquinone) Fe-S protein 7, 20kDa (NADH-coenzyme Q reductase). The record is from RefSeq and is a predicted model, not a curated record. The transcript has 7 exons. Gene Ontology annotation, molecular function: NADH dehydrogenase (ubiquinone) activity; 4 iron, 4 sulfur cluster binding; quinone binding. NCBI's taxonomy places the organism in Eukaryota, Metazoa, Chordata, Aves, Accipitriformes, Accipitridae. Gene Ontology annotation, biological process: electron transport coupled proton transport; aerobic respiration; mitochondrial respiratory chain complex I assembly. The coding region runs from base 335 to 883 and encodes 182 amino acids.
CAGCUCUCCCCGGGGAAGCGGGCUGUGACGGGGAGGGGGGGUCCCCGUCCCCGUCCCCGUCCCCUGCGGGACAGCCCAGGGCUCGUCCCCGGGACGGGGGUCCCACGUUGAGCUCUCUCCCGGGUUCGGGCCGUUCGCCUUUCCCCCGGUGAGGGGCUCCGGCCGGAGCUGAGCUCUCCCGUCCUCUCUCGUUGCAGGUCUUCGGCUCUCUCGGCGCGGAGUGCCGGCCUGGCGGCCGGGUGCCGUGACAUCCGUUCACACUCGGCUGCUCCAUCAGACACCAGCGGUUGACCGCGCCGACAGUUACGCUUAAUAAUUGGAGACUGAUACUACUAUGCCGUUUGUCUUCAGCUCUGUCCAAGUCCAGCAAAAGAGCUCAGCUGUUGUCCAGAAAAAAUCCUAUGUGCCCACUAGCAGGGGUGAAUAUAUUGUCACCAAACUCGAUGACCUGAUCAACUGGGCGCGAAGGAGCUCCUUGUGGCCGAUGACGUUUGGCUUGGCGUGCUGCGCUGUGGAGAUGAUGCACAUGGCGGCUCCCCGCUAUGACAUGGACCGCUUUGGGGUGGUGUUUCGAGCUAGUCCCCGGCAAGCUGAUGUCAUGAUUGUGGCCGGCACCCUGACGAACAAAAUGGCUCCAGCUCUUCGAAAGGUCUACGACCAGAUGCCGGAGCCUCGCUACGUGGUCUCCAUGGGGAGCUGUGCCAACGGCGGGGGUUACUACCACUACUCCUACUCCGUGGUGAGGGGCUGUGACCGCAUUGUGCCAGUGGACAUCUACGUGCCAGGUUGUCCACCUACUGCUGAAGCUUUGCUGUACGGAAUCCUGCAGCUUCAGAAGAAAAUCAAACGGGAGAAGAAGAUUCAGAUCUGGUACAGGAAAUAGCCUCCUAUUUAUGACCUACCCACUACUGCCCACCUGGGGCACCUGCUUGCAUUUGUACGCACAAUAAAUCUGUAUUCUCACAAGCCUUCCAAUAAACCUCUACCUGGUU